CUCUCUCUCUCUCUUUCAUCAAUAAAUACUGAUCCAACUAACAACAACCCAAAGAAGAAGAAGAAGAACACGAAAAAAAAAAAGAAAAAAAAAAGAGAAUGAAAUCUUCAGGUAGAAGAAAGGCUCUACAGCCCAGAAACAUCUUCCUAACCCCAAAAGAGGAGGAAGAUACUUUUGUUAAACCAAAAGCUGAUGCAGAGCUGAAGAAGAAGAAGGAGAAUCUGAAACUGAAUCUUGACACAAUAAUCGAUGCUUCUCUUGCGGAGGAGCUGAGCGCUUUCAAGAAGAAACUCGAGAGACUGAGAGAAGAUCGUGAAAGAACAGAGAAGGUUCUCAAGGAGAAGGAUGUAGCCAUGGAUCUUCAGAUGAGCCAUCUUCUACAGAGAGGAGAUACACAGAAAAGCCUUGAAAUCCAAGUCGAUCGUCUCUUCCGAUUGAAGGAGCUUCACGCCUAUUCCUCCCAGAAGAUAUCUCCGAUCCGAUCUUUGAGAGCUAAGGAGCAUGAGAAGAAGAAGAUGAGACGAUUCAGCUCCGAACCGGAAGAACCAAUGGCAGAAGAAGAAGAAGAAGAAAGCUCCGUGAACAAGAAUCUCGAGACUGAUAUCAUCAUCAACGCAAAUGAGGCGGCCAUGGAAGAAGAAGGAGAAGAAAGUGAAUGAAAUGCAAAUACAGAAGCAAGCAAAUCUGGAGCAGAGGACCACCGAGGAGGAUGAGGGUUCGCGUUGCACGACGACGACGAAGAUUGCAAAGGAAGAGUUUUUUUUUUUUUCCCUUGUCACUGUUGUUGAAAUCUCCCUGCAGAAGGACUCAGUGGACUUGGCACUAAAGGUCUUCAUUGAAGAGAAGGAUUUAGAGAGUCACACUAGAAAUGCUUAGUUUGAAUUGAAUGUCUUCAGCUUUCACUUUCUUCUUUGUAGCGCAACAACCAACUUGAAUUUGCUUAUGCAGUUUCUUGGAUGCUUCUAAAUUGUUGAAUUUUAGAGAUGAUCAAACAGAAUCUGAGUAUCAAAU
This is a messenger RNA of Camelina sativa (false flax), 1011 nucleotides long. Lineage: Eukaryota; Viridiplantae; Streptophyta; Magnoliopsida; Brassicales; Brassicaceae. The record is from RefSeq and is a predicted model, not a curated record.